AUGCCAUUCGGUCCCUUCGCCCUACAAUGGCGCGCGCCAGAUCCCAACCCACCACCUCCCACACCACUUCCUAACGGUAUCAUAAGAAGCUACAUCCCAACGCCAUCUGGCCCUCUCGAACUUCUCUCAGCCCUCCCUUCAUCUCCAUCUACCAAGCCACCCUUAUUCUUUGCCCAUGGCGGCUUCGGCUGCGCUGCCAUGUGGGCUUCCUACAUGCUCUUCUUCUCAUCCCGUGGAUACCCUUGUUAUGCUGUGAGUUACCGGGGACACGGCGGAAGUUGGUACCCUGGGUUCUGGAACAUGUAUUUCACAAGUCGUGAGAGUAUCGCAAAAGACCUUGUGGCUGGGAUUGAAGAAGUCGAGAGACUCGAGGGUGAGAGAAGAAAAGCAGAGGAAAAAGUCAGGGUCGUGUUGAUAGCGCAUUCUGCGGGUGGUGCGCUGAGCCAGUGGGUGUUGAGUAAAGGGUUGGUGAGGGUUCAGGGCUUUUGCAUGUUCGCUGCGGUACCGGGGUUCGGAUCAUGGUCAUGCUACAAGUUUUGGGCUUUUUCAGCGCCGCUGAAUAUCCUCUACCGCUUCUUCCACCCAAGAUACGUCUUAGCGACGACUAAGCAAGUUCACGACGCCUUCUUCUCGCCCUCGACACCGGCUUCUAUCGUCGAAGACCUAGGACGUCUUCUCAGUCCUUACGAAUCUAUGGGCUGGCCGACGCAGUCACUCUUUCCGUUCGUUACUGGUCCAGAUGUUAUCAAGUCUACUACUGGAUGGAAGCCCCGGAAUUCGACCGGCGAGGACGGGAAUGGAGUUACCAUUGCGCCACGAUUGUUGGUUCUGGCGGCUGAACUAGACGUUCUCUGCACACCAUCAGUGUUACUUGAUGCGGCGAAGCGAUACCGUGCCGCGUUUCUUCAUUGUGUAAGAGCUGGAAAGUUGGAUGGCAUCCUCGAGUAUGAUGUGCGUGCUACAGAAAAUGAUGAUGAAGACUGGGACGGUAUAAGAUUCAAAGUGGUGAAAGGGGUAGCACAUCAUCUGCAGAAUCAUAUUGAAUGGGAAAGAGGUGCAGAAGAAGUAUGGAAAUGGACUGAGAGCCUUUGA
Molecule: messenger RNA, 1092 nt
Organism: Alternaria atra
Lineage: Eukaryota; Fungi; Ascomycota; Dothideomycetes; Pleosporales; Pleosporaceae
Exons: 2
Coding region: 1-1092 (363 amino acids)
Source: RefSeq, a predicted model, not a curated record